CCGAAAAUAUACCUAUACUUUACACCAGUAAAAAUCAUCUAUUUGUAAGCUGAUUCAUUACCCAUAUGAUAUAGACAAUGUUUAGACAAAUGAUUAGACAGACUAGUUUGGUCAAUGCACGAGCUUCGAGAAUUGGGGUAACUAAACAAACAGCACAUACAAUACAAAAGAUACUGUAUGGUAUAUAUUAUAGAAAUUAUAGUGUAAGUACUAGUACUAGUACUAAUACUAGUACUACUACUACAAGUAAAGAUACAAGUAAAUUUUUAAAAGCAUCAUCAUUUGCCUUACCAAAAGAGAAUGUGCCAAUAUCAACAACAAAUAUACAAAUCCCUAUAGAAGAUAUUGAUGAUUUUAAAAAGACUAAAUUAAUUCAUGGAAAUAGUAAUCUUGAAAUUGCUAUAACUAAACGAGCUAGUAGAAAAUUAAAUAAAAUAGCCCAAGGAGAUUCUAAUCCUAAUAGUGUAUUAAAAAUAAGUGUAGAAAGUGGAGGAUGUCAUGGAUUUCAGUAUAAUUUAAAAUUAACUGAUAUAGAAGAAGAAUUAAAAGAAGCUAAACAAGAUGAAGAUAUAGAUGAAGAUGAAAUAUUAAUAUUUAAAAGAUUAGAUGAAGAUGGAGAUAUUGCUCAAAUAAUGUUAGAUGAAAGUUCUUUGGAAAUUUUACAAGAUUCCAAAUUAGAUUAUGUUAAAGAAUUAAUUGGUAGUCAAUUUAAAAUUGUCGAUUCUCCAUAUACUUCAACAGCUUGUGGAUGUGGAGCAUCAUUUGAUUUUGAUUUUGAAAAGUUAGAAAAGAAGAAGCAGGAGAGGAAACAAUCACAAUAAUUAUAAUUAUUAUAAUAAAUAUUCUUAAUGAUUACGAAAAUGUAUAUAACAUAAUCUUAUUUAAUAUAAGUCAUU
Molecule: messenger RNA, 896 nt
Organism: Scheffersomyces amazonensis
Lineage: Eukaryota; Fungi; Ascomycota; Pichiomycetes; Serinales; Debaryomycetaceae
Gene: ISA2
Product: Isa2p
Exons: 1
Coding region: 78-821 (247 amino acids)
Biological process (GO): iron-sulfur cluster assembly
Cellular component (GO): mitochondrion
Molecular function (GO): 4 iron, 4 sulfur cluster binding; iron ion binding; 2 iron, 2 sulfur cluster binding
Source: RefSeq, a predicted model, not a curated record